UUGUGCACCACGGGCAUCACGGUCACUCUGCUCCACACCUCGACGCGCUCCACCACCUCAAGGCGACCCCACCGCUUGACCUCUUAGACCAGAAUGGACCCCUGUGCGGAGAACGUGUACGAGAACCCAGAGGCCACCUACCAGAACGAGUCGUCAGGUAUUUAUGAGCUGACCUAUGAGGCACCGUACGAAGAGCCCUCCGACCUGACGGGAGGGUACGUGAACACUGGACGGGCAGCGAGCCCACCUGCCCUGCCCCCACCCCGCAUUACCACUGAGGAGAGGCGAGGCAGCUCCUCUUCCUCCUCCUCCUCAUCCUCAUCGUCUCAUUCCUCGCACGCGGAAGAUGAAGAGAAAGGUGAGGCAGAGGACUGGACGAGGGAGGAGGUGAAAGAGGAAGAGUCAUCAUCAGAAGAGGAGAAGGUAGAGGUGGAGGAGGUGAAGGAGGUGGAGCACAGCAGCACAGUGCUGAACUGGGAGAUGGGGUCUCCCGAGGCCGACGUGGACGGGGAAAGAGGAUCACGCUGGUCCUCGUCCUCGUCAUCAUCUUCAUCGGCCUCCGAGAAGGAGGAGGCUGAGGAGAAGGCGGAGGAGUCCGGAGAGGGGGAACUGAAAGUCACACUUUACGUGAAGGCUGGGAGUGAUGGCGAGAGCAUCGGAAACUGUCCCUUCUCGCAGCGCCUCUUUAUGAUCCUCUGGCUGAAAGGCGUCGUCUUCAAUGUCACCACUGUUGACCUGAAGAGGAAACCUGCUGACCUUCACAACCUGGCUCCGGGGACACACCCGCCCUUCCUCACCUUCCAGGGGGAGGUCCUUACUGACGUCAACAAAAUAGAAGAGUACCUGGAGGCGAUGCUCGCUCCACCAAAGUAUCCCAAACUUGCAGCAAAGAAUCGUGAAUCCAACACGGCUGGAAAUGACACAUUUGCCAGGUUCUCUGCUUAUGUCAAAAACACGAGACCAGAUAAAAAUCGAGCAUUGGAGCAGAGUCUAGACAAGGCCCUGGCUAAACUGGAUGAGUAUCUGAUGAGCCCCCUUCCCGACGAGGGUCAUUCAGGAGAAUCCAGACGCAAAUACCUGGACGGAGAUGAACUGACGCUGGCUGACUGCAACCUUUUGCCCAAACUCCAUGUCAUCAAGGUGGUUGCGAAGAAAUACAGAAACUAUAACAUCCCGUCUGAAUUCAGGGGGGUGUGGCGCUACCUUAACAACGCCUACGACCGAGACGAGUUCACCAACACGUGCGCUUCUAAUGUGGAAAUCGAGCUAGCCUACAAGGACGUUGCGAAGAGGUUGGGGAAAUGAAUGCAUCACAGCCAUGGUCACUUUAGUACCCUUCAGCCUUUUUUUUGUCUUUAAAUACUAGUAAAUCACAUGUCUGGCUGUAUAGCAUCUCAAGUCUGAUGCCUCUGUAAAAACACUGGCUUUAAACAAAUGGAAGAAGGUGUUUUAUUAUGCAGUAUUGAUAAUUGUGCUGUUGAUAUUUCUCCAAAGAAUGGUGUGAUUUUCAUUUAUUGAGGGAAAAAGUUCUCUCUUUGGCCUUUCCAAAACCAAUAGUACAAGAGGAAAAAGUGAAAAGAAUGGUUUAAAAAGUAAGCUGCAAUCGUAAGCAUGUCCGGCUAACUAGCAGAGGCGAGGGUAAUGUUAGUGGCUCUGUCCGGCUCCUCGUUGGAUUUGUUUACACUCAAGCAACCCCAGACGAUGUUAACCCAGAUAGCGCUAGCUUGUGUUUGCUAAACACAUCAGCAAUUCCAAAUCCUCAAAGCUAUUUCUGUCCUAACUUUUAAAGUGAAACCUACUGAUUUACAUUAUAAGGUGUGUAAGCUAAUUAGCCAAACAGUGUUAUUAUAGAAAUUCAAUCAUCCUCUUAAAGUCUUUCAGCAUUAUAUUGUUUAUAUGGCUAUUAAGUGCUCAUUAAAUAACCUUUUUUUUUUUUUUUUUAAAGAUUCUGGUUUUAAAGGGGCAAUAUGUAACAAUUUGGCCACAUUUGGGCGGCACAUCACCAGAGAAACCUCUAACUGCUGGUAACUGUCACUGCCAUUAGCUUGUUUGCUCAGUUAGCUGUGCAGCUAUACUGCUUUGAGCUGGGAGCUCGGGGGUCAGGGGACUGCCAUAGGGGCUUUGGACAGGAUAUACCGGUGCAAGCUGGUUUCACAUGCUAACUUAGGUAGCUAUCUCUAAGUAAGACAACACAUAGGCAUCAUAAUGUAAAAACUGCCAUUGAUCCAAAUACUAAGAGAGUAGUUGUCCACCUCUGUCUGAAAUAAACAAGCCAUUGUUUUAGAAAUUACCCAGAACUGUCAACUGCUUGUAUGCGAGAAUGUAAAAGCUUGACAGGCGUAGUGACCAGGAGUGUUUGGGGACAUGUCAAAAGCUAAGAGGUGAAGUAUUAUGCGUUUCUGCUCACAGUUAAUCUGCUUAUUAAGCCUUAGGAAUUUAAUGUCAUGAGUUUCUUUUUACAUAUGUAUUAUUAAUAGUAGGAAGCAUAAAGCAGGGUUUGAUUACUUGGCCUGUCUUUCCUCUAUGGCUUUUGUUGGGUUGAAUUAGACAAGAAAGGGUUGUUGGAGAAAUACUGUUAAGAAUGUGUUUCAGCCAAAGUAAUUUGUCUUUUAUUGGUGCGGUGUCAGCCCUGUAGACUUUACAGACGUGGCGCCCUCCGUUUCUUAACGAGGCGAUGACUGACCCGUUCAAUUUUGUGUUUAUUUGUACGCCUUGGCGGUGCAACAAAGAUUGCUUAUCUCCUCCAAAAUCCCACUUUUACAACUUUGCACUACAGUUUAUGCCUUGCGCUAUCAAUCCUUGUCCAGAAUGGUCACAGUCUCACAGUAUAUUUCUCAGAUUAACAGUGCACAGUUAAGUCAUUCAGCUUGAUGAAAAGCAAGGGCGCCCAACAAACCCGGUUUCACCCAAGCUGGUGUGCUGUCAUGCUAUUUAAUGAAUGUAAUUUUAAUCACGAGUGCCUUAGUGGGAAUCAAGCUCUCUCUCUCUCUUUCCCCUCUGCCUUCAGCUCUUUGUGUCUGUACAGUAAAUUAUGUUUGAAUAUAAUAUGAAUGUGAAUUAUUGAUGUCAUCAGAGGGCUUCUCGUGCCCCCGGAGCCGUGUGAUUAUAAUAUAAAUUUAAUAUUUCUGUAAAUGAUUGUUGCUUGACUGUAUUAAUAUUCUGUCUGAUGAUUAGAACCAUGAACCCACUGUGUAUAUGCUUAUUUGAAUAAUAAAUCUAUUUUCUCAGAGACUAA
Acanthopagrus latus (yellowfin seabream) is the source of this 3235-nucleotide messenger RNA. It is a transcript of the gene clic5a, whose product is annotated as chloride intracellular channel 5a. The record is from RefSeq and is a predicted model, not a curated record. Bases 94 to 1305 code for a protein of 403 amino acids. The transcript has 6 exons. NCBI's taxonomy places the organism in Eukaryota, Metazoa, Chordata, Actinopteri, Spariformes, Sparidae.